Molecule: messenger RNA, 3463 nt
Organism: Chara braunii
Lineage: Eukaryota; Viridiplantae; Streptophyta; Charophyceae; Charales; Characeae
Source: the annotation of a GenBank genome assembly
UCACUUCUUCCGUGACCUUACGAUAGUGAAUUGUGUUGUGUUGAAGCAGCCAGUGCUCUGCACAGGCAAGAGUAGCUCUGAAGCUGCUAGGAUGGUGUGGCAUGGCCUUGAUAUGAUAGUGGAUUGUGUUGUGGGAAGCAGACACUCCUCUGCGCAGGCAAGAGUAGCUCUGUAGUUGCUUGGAUGUCAUGGCACGCUGAAGAGGCUGGCCACAGACUGCUCGCAGAGGACUCUACGGGAGAUGGGGAUUCUUCCUGGAUGCUUGCAUGACGACUCUCUUUGCUUGGUGCUCUCUGUACGGAGCCCAUGUUUCACUCACUUUUGGCAGAGGAGUGUUGUGAGAGCAGCAAGUCCGUUGUUGCUGGGGAACGGUGAAACUAUUCAUAAACUCUAGGGUCAUUUCCUUAUUGAUUGUUGCUGGGGGACGUCGACACUCUUUAUUGACUCUUGGGUCAUCUCCUGUGUGGUGAUGAUCGUGGGAGCUUCAGGCUUAUCGAUUCGUGUAUGUAUAUAUAUUACAGAGCCAUCUCCUGAACUCUUAAAUCACCAGUACUUUUUCAUGCAAAUUUCUGAGAUGCUGCUGUGCUUGUGCUGCGUGUUCAGGAAUGUACCAGCCUGCUGCAAGGAGGCAAAUUCAUCCAGGCAAAACUGUCAUGUGCCACGGCCCUGUUUUGCCUGGAUGAAUAAUGCGCUGCUUGGCAGGCCGGUACAUCCCGAAGGAUGCAGCGCUUGCGGCACUUAGUCGAAGUAAUUUGACUGGGAAACAUACUGGUGGUUUAAGAUGCCUCGAAGCUUGAAUCUGCAUGGUGUUACUUCAUUGGGAUGAAGGCUCCGUAGCAGGCUCCUUUGCUCCGUUGGUCUUCCGACGGGGUUGUCCUUGUUCCACCAGGGCUAUAGAAGGGUGUUCUGCUGAAAUUGAGAGGUUUGCUGCAUGGAAGGCUUUCGGUGAACUCUGCAGCCUGAGCUUGCCUUGAACUGCAAAUUACUGCGAGUCUAUGUGUGCCACCGGGUAUCACCAACUUGGCCUUGUAUGCUGUAAGGGACCAUGGAACUGAGAUUUGGACGUGUUUGGGCUCUUUGGGGUUUUGUACUGCCCAUGCAUAUUGCAAAUUUCAACAUGAUUCCUUGGCGAAUAAUGUGCUCCACUCAUUCUGAGUGUCUUCAGCUCUGCAGGCUGGUGGCUGCACUGCUCUGCCAAGGAGAUGUACCUGAGAAAAUGGCGCCCACUUUCGCUAUGAUAUGAGUCUCCAGCACGGUCUGUACGUACCAUCUGAUCUGAGUGUUGGUCUCUCUCGAUUGCGCAAGUUAUGGCCCCCCUGUGAUGGAGUUCAGCAUCCGUCUGAAGUGUUGGCAGUGCAAGGGGGAAAUUAUUUUGCGUUCUUCACCCCCUCCUCCUGUGGCCCUCCUUUAUCCGCAGGUGGACCCGGGAAUGGCGAGCGGGGCAUAAGAGCGCUGCUGGUACAUGCUCCGCUGCUUCCUCGUGGCUUGAUGGAUGCGUGCAUGGGGGGAUUCUUCUGUGUUCUUUACCCCCCUCCGCCUGCGGUCCUGUUCAUCUGCAGUUGUGCUGAAUGAACGGGAGUUCAGUCUGGGACAUGAGGAUGGGUGGUUGGGUGGAUUCAAUUGGGCUGAGUUGUGCUGAGUCGAGCACUGGUACAUGCUUCUUUGCUUCCACUUGACUUGAUGGAUGGGUGGAUUCUUGCUUCGGCAUGGUUAUAUUUCAGCAGGUGGCUAACACAUUAACUCAGAGUUAGUUGCCAUUUGAAGUGCUUCUGGUGGGAGGUCUAGGUGUCAUUAUGAGAAUUGCCUGGAUUCUGAAGCCAGUCACCCUUCUGGCAAUCCUGUGGUGGGGAGUGCCUGACCAUGGCCAUCUUCUGGGUUGAUCUAUACCGUGUUUUUUUGUUAUCACCCUAUCUAAAUAUGGGGUUUACGUGACCUUCGUGCAUGUGUUCAUGCAUUUAGAGUGUUCUGUAUUCCAUCCCUUCGCGCGACAGAGAAGUCAAAGACGGUCGCGAGAAGCAAGGGAACAGUUGACAUAAGAUGUAGCAGCGUACGAAUGGCCAACACUAUACCUGUGGUUGGUUGUUUUCUCCCCUGCUUAGUCCAGGUCAGUAUUUGCACGGAAACACCUCUUUCGCACAGGGUUUUCCUUAGGGUUUCACAGUCAGUUCACAGGCAAACAGGCAAACUGUGCUUCCUGGGUGAAGCGCCACCUCAUUCCCCUUGUUGUGCGAUAAAGGCUGUGAAAGGAUAGGGGAGUGCAACGAGGCGGACUGAUGUUUCAACCACUGAGGGAAGAGUUACUGUUUAGUGCUCGCUGUGGGAGGCCACCUGAAUGUGUGGUGAAACAUCCUGCCACAAGUAUACUGUGUAGUGCUUGCUGUGCCAGGUAAUCUGAAUGUGGGUUGAAGCGUUUGGCUGCAAGUGUGUAAUAGUCCGUAGCAUCGACUGUGCAAAUGGCCAAUACAUGUAUGAGCAAGAGAAUAGUCUGGUAUUUUUGCUGUUGGAUUGGGCUUUGAACAGCAAGUAUAUUGCUGUUGCGUGGGCGGGCAGAGAAAGUGACUGUGUGGCUGGUAGAUUGGGUGGUCGAACGAGCUUCUAGUGGAGUAGGUGGAGUUCUACGGUCUUUAGCUGUACGAGCGAAUCAGGACUUAAGGGAUCUGCAGGUGUGGUCAUGAUGUGAACGGUGGGAGAGCUGCUCAGGUUUCCUCGGUGUUGUUUGGUUGUGGACAUGAUGGGUUGUGGAAUCUGCAUUUUAUGUUCCAAACAGGUCAUUGGUGGCCAAUGAUCAUGACGCCGAGUGCGGAGUUUGGGAAAGGUAAUGUGCUGGUGGAAGAGGAACAAGGAGCUAGAGAUUGUCAGGUGCUGCAUUAAGCAAUCCACAGCGGGGUUGAUGCUGAUGAAGAGGAGCCACCAUUUUGGGUUCGACAACAACAGAUUGCUCUUGGUGCCAGAUAUUAUGGUAGUUUAUGCCUUAGAUAACUGUAUAGGAUGGAGGUGUCGAUUUUGGAGCAGGGUGCUGACUAGCAGCAAAUGUAUUUUGGUGAUUUUUUUCCGCAUUUUUCUUUUAGCUUUUUCGGUAUCACAUUCUUUCAUUAUGGAGAAUACGCCAUGUUGUUGCCUGGUCAUUGAGAGGAAUAGGGGAGUUUAGAGUUUUCCAAGGAGGGAUAGGAGGAGGGAGGGAGGGAGGGCGGGGGGGAGGGUGCAGCAGCUGCAAUAAAUGAAUAAGAGGGUGGGUGCGGAUUUUUGAGUUAUAAACUUGUGUAAAGCAUGCUACUGCCUGGUCGUUGUGGUGAAUAGGGAAGUUGAAUUUACCAAGGAGGGAGAGAGAGAGUGGCCACCAGUUGAGACGAAAGAAUAAGAGGGGGCGUGCGGAUCGAUUAAACUUGUGUAAAGAAGCUAAACUACGAUUGAAAAGGGUUAUAUGCGGUCUGUGCCAUUUUGCCAAUCAAGCCAUCAAUACAAG